AUGUUUGCAAAUAGCAACACGCUUGGGAUUAUGGGUCCAACUCGGCAGAGGACAGCAAGCGAUACUGUUAUCAACUUUGAUAACGUUACGCCUCAGAAAUCAGCCUCUCAACAAGUAUCAGCAGGGACAUUAUCAUAUGAAGAAGCCCAAGAAAUUAAACAAGCAGCAGUUAUACUGUUUAAAAGGUUAAUUGAAAUAUUGAGAGUAAAGCAACUGCUACUGGAAGAGACAAUUUAUACAGCUUCCAACGUUCUCAAUGCGACCAUGAAUGAGAUCUCGUUCCGAGUAGACUCGUUA
This is a messenger RNA of Paraglomus occultum, 297 nucleotides long. Lineage: Eukaryota; Fungi; Glomeromycota; Glomeromycetes; Paraglomerales; Paraglomeraceae. The record is from the annotation of a GenBank genome assembly.